Molecule: messenger RNA, 2088 nt
Organism: Sphaerodactylus townsendi
Lineage: Eukaryota; Metazoa; Chordata; Lepidosauria; Squamata; Sphaerodactylidae
Gene: STX1A
Product: syntaxin 1A
Exons: 10
Coding region: 39-905 (288 amino acids)
Biological process (GO): exocytosis; intracellular protein transport; synaptic vesicle fusion to presynaptic active zone membrane
Cellular component (GO): presynaptic active zone membrane; endomembrane system; synaptic vesicle
Molecular function (GO): SNAP receptor activity; SNARE binding
Source: RefSeq, a predicted model, not a curated record
CGCGGCCGCCGGAGAGGCAAGCAGCCGAGCCAGCCGCGAUGAAGGACCGGACGCAGGAGCUGCGCACGGGCAAGGACAGUGACGAUGACGAUGAAGUUGCUGUUGGAGUGGACCGGGACCGGUUCAUGGACCAUUUUUUCGAACAGGUGGAAGAGAUCCGGGGUUUCAUAGACAAGAUUGCUGAGAACGUCGAAGAGGUGAAGCGAAAGCACAGCGCCAUUCUGGCAUCCCCCAAUCCUGACGAGAAAACCAAAGAAGAGCUGGAGGAGUUGAUGUCCGACGUCAAAAAGACGGCCAACAAAGUCCGCUCCAAACUCAAGAGUAUUGAACAAAAUAUCGAACAGGAAGAAGGGCUGAACCGAUCGGCAGCCAAUUUGAGAAUAAGGAAGACUCAACAUUCUACUCUGUCGCGGAAGUUUGUGGAGGUGAUGUCAGAAUACAACACAACCCAGACAGACUAUCGGGAGCGCUGCAAGGGACGGAUCCAAAGGCAGUUGGAAAUCACUGGCCGAACCACCACGAGUGAGGAACUCGAGGACAUGCUGGAAAGUGGGAAUCCAGCCAUUUUCUCCUCUGGGAUCAUCAUGGACUCCAACAUCACCAAGCAAGCCCUGAAUGAGAUCGAGACGCGGCACAGCGAGAUCAUCAAACUGGAGACCAGCAUCCGGGAGCUUCACGACAUGUUCAUGGAUAUGGCAAUGUUGGUGGAGAGCCAGGGCGAGAUGAUCGACCGCAUCGAAUACAACGUGGAGCACUCAGUGGACUACGUGGAGCGGGCCGUGUCGGAUACCAAAAAAGCCGUCAAGUACCAGAGCAAAGCCAGGCGGAAGAAAAUCAUGAUCAUCGUCUGCUGCGUGGUGCUGGGGAUCGUCAUCGCCUCCACCUUUGGUGGGAUUUUCGGCUAGGAGGCAACCGCCCGGACUCUCGUCUUUGGGAAAGCGGAGGUGGAGAGAUGUGGCCGAGCUGCCAGCCUGCGGGGACGACCCUUCCUGUUCCGCCCGACCCACACGGCCAUCACGGGGAAGCCUUGCCGACCAGCACUUCCGUUUCUAAUGCAUGAUCGUCUGUGUUAACGCUGUGUGUCCGGUACAGUGUACGUGGGGAGGGGUGGUGCUGUGGCAUGCUGGGAAGGGGCAGCGGGGUCCUGGGGCCUGUGUUAUUGAUCAUCGCCGGGCUUCUCUGGCAUCACUGCAGAGGUCCUUCGCGCCUGCCUUUUCGGCCUCGAUUUCAAGACCCCUUCCCCGUGGAGCUGGAGCAAGAGGACCCUUUCCCUGUCCCCCUUUUCCACAAAGCGGAGCCUGUUGUCGUUGCAGCCCUGAGGAACGAGCUGCCGUCGUCCCAGGCCUAAAGGCCAAUCGAGCCAUUUCCCGGCCAUUGGUCACCCCGGAAGGAGGCGAGGCGCUCUCUCUGCCCAAGCUCUGGCAGCCGCGGUCACCUUUCCCCUUUCUCUCCUUAGCACUGCCAGAGGGCUGUUUGGUUUUCCUAUUCUGCAGCUCCAGGUGAGAGCUGUGGUUGCCGAAGGGACAGCUGGGUAGUCUUUCCGGGGCAAAUCCAUCUCCCCUAUUUUUUCACUCUAGUUUACGCCUGACGCUCCCUUCGGGCCGUUUCUCUGGAUCUUUAGAACCGCGUUUUCUCCCCAAUGGGGACCCAAAAUGGCCUGCAUGUUGGGGUGUGGGGUUUUUUUUGCCUUUUUCUCUUUCAUGCUCACAACCACCCUCCUGCGAGAGCAGAACUGGUCCCAGUGAGAUUCCUCAGCAGAAGGGGAAUUCGAACCUGGGUGUUGCGAAUCCUCUGAUCCUCUUAAGCUCUACACCAAACGUGACUGAUAUUUUUUCAAUUGGCUCCUAUUUCGCCCUUUAAAGGAGAGAGGCAGCAAGACUCCACCCCCCUCCCCAUACUUCAGCCUGAGAGAGGCCUUUCACUCAGCGGGGGGGGAGGGGAUUCUUUAUGGCCCCUCCAUGCCUCCCCAGUGUAAAAUAUGAGCAGGGUAGAUGUUUACAUUUGUGUCUUGUGCCCAAAGACUGAUGCUUAUGGUCUCCUCCCUCAUAGACCCAGCUGCAAACCCACGGCUUUGUACCACGUCACGUG